AUGCCUGUUUACGUUGAUCGCGAGGCUCCAAAGCUAUGGAGACGAAUUUGCUCAGAAACGACAUUAGAAGCUUCUCUCCUUGCCGAAAAAUGGAAGCUUGUUCUCCUUGGUCUCAUGUUUCAGUACAUUCAUGGACUUGCUGCUCAUGGAGUUCACUACUUACACCGACCUGGUCCAACGCUUCAAGACGCCGGUUUCUUCAUUCUUCCUGAGCUUGGGAAAGACAAAGCCUUUGUGAGUGAAUCUGUAUUCGUCACUAUCUUUGGAUCUUUCAUCUUAUGGACAUUUCAUCCCUUUGUUUCACACAGUAAAAAGAUUUGUACAGUUUUGAUAUGGUGCAGAGUUUUUGUUUAUUUAGCUGUUUCUCAAAGUUUGAGGAUCAUCACAUUCUUUUCAACACAGCUUCCUGGACCGAAUUAUCAUUGCCGAGAGGGCUCCAAGCUAGCCAAGAUUCCACCACCAAAGAAUGUUCUUGAAGUACUCUUGAUGAAUUUUCCUUAUGGAGUGAUAUAUGGUUGUGGAGAUCUAAUAUUCUCAUCGCAUACGAUCUUCACUUUAGUCUUUGUACGCACUUAUCAAAGAUACGGCACAAAAAGGUGGAUCAAGCAUCUGGCUUGGCUAAUGGCAGUUAUACAGAGCUUCUUGAUUAUAGCAUCAAGGAAACAUUACACAGUAGACAUUGUUGUUGCAUGGUAUACUGUCAACCUUGUCAUGUUCUUCGUUGACAACAAACUUCCUGAAAUGGCAGAGCGUUCUAGUGGACCUUCUCAAACGCCGUUGCUUCCACUGAGCACAAAGGAUGGUAAGAACAGGAGCAAAGAAGCUCAACAGAGACUUGCCAAUGAGAAGAACAAUGUAGCAGAUGAGCAUUGA
This is a messenger RNA of Microthlaspi erraticum, 873 nucleotides long. Lineage: Eukaryota; Viridiplantae; Streptophyta; Magnoliopsida; Brassicales; Brassicaceae. The record is from the annotation of a GenBank genome assembly.